CUCCCAAGGCCAAAACACAAUAAGCACCCACCCAGUUCCUUCAAAAUUGAUCAAAACCAAACCCAACACAAAACAAACACACGCCAACCCUCACACACACACACUCUCUCUCUCUCUAACACCAACAACAGCAAAAUGGGUCAAGCCCCAUCAGGCGGGCUGAACCGCCCAGGCGGAGAUCGCAAAUCCGACGACGCAAACAAGAAGGAGAAGAAAUACGAGCCGGCAGCUCCUCCAUCUCGCGUGGGCCGCAAGCAGCGGAAGCAGAAGGGCCCAGAAGCCGCAGGUCGUCUCCCCGCCGUAACGCCCCUCAGUAAGUGCAGGCUCCGUCUCUUGAAACUCGAGCGCAUCAAAGACUAUCUUCUAAUGGAGGAAGAGUUCGUGGCCAACCAAGAGAGACUCAAGCCCCAGGAGGAGAAGAACGAGGAGGACCGAUCUAAGGUCGACGAUCUCCGUGGGUCCCCCAUGAGCGUCGGAAAUCUCGAAGAGCUCAUCGAUGAGAAUCACGCCAUCGUGAGUUCGUCGGUGGGGCCUGAGUACUACGUUGGGAUUCUUUCGUUUGUCGAUAAGGAUCAGCUCGAGCCUGGCUGUGCUAUUCUUAUGCACAAUAAGGUCCUUUCUGUGGUUGGGCUUCUUCAAGAUGAGGUUGAUCCCAUGGUGUCCGUGAUGAAAGUUGAGAAGGCUCCACUGGAGUCAUAUGCUGACAUAGGUGGGUUAGAUGCCCAGAUUCAGGAAAUUAAAGAAGCAGUGGAGCUUCCUCUUACUCAUCCUGAACUGUAUGAAGACAUUGGUAUUAAACCCCCCAAAGGAGUCAUACUAUAUGGGGAGCCUGGCACAGGAAAAACCUUGCUUGCCAAGGCAGUGGCAAACUCAACGGCAGCUACUUUCUUGCGCGUGGUUGGAAGUGAAUUAAUCCAGAAAUACUUGGGUGAUGGGCCUAAAUUAGUCAGGGAACUCUUUCGAGUUGCAGAUGAUCUUUCACCAUCAAUUGUCUUCAUUGAUGAGAUUGAUGCAGUUGGCACAAAAAGGUAUGAUGCACAUUCAGGUGGUGAACGUGAAAUCCAGAGGACAAUGUUGGAAUUGCUGAACCAAUUAGAUGGUUUUGAUUCAAGAGGAGAUGUCAAAGUGAUUCUUGCUACAAAUAGAAUCGAAAGUCUUGAUCCUGCCUUGCUUCGUCCUGGUAGAAUUGACAGGAAGAUUGAAUUCCCUCUGCCAGACAUAAAAACAAGGAGACGUAUUUUCCAGAUACACACAUCAAGAAUGACAUUGGCAGAUGAUGUCAACUUAGAAGAGUUUGUGAUGACUAAAGAUGAAUUUUCUGGGGCUGAUAUCAAAGCAAUUUGUACCGAGGCUGGCUUGCUUGCAUUAAGAGAGCGCCGUAUGAAGGUGACACAUGCAGACUUCAAGAAAGCCAAGGAAAAGGUGAUGUACAAAAAGAAAGAAGGGGUGCCAGAAGGGCUCUAUAUGUAGAAGGUGGCCAGUUCCACUGGCCGGAAAAUACAUGUGCAUCCUCAUUGUUGUUUUUAGCUUUUGAUGUCAAAUUAAUUUGAUGCACUUUUCAAAAAAAAAAAAAUGUCAAAUUAAUUUGAUGUGAAAUAUUUUGCUGAACAGUAGAAUGCCAACAUCUAUUUUUUGGACAUCACUAGUAUUGAAUUUAGGCCCUACCAUGGGUUGACUAAGAAAUUUUAA
Messenger RNA from Quercus robur (English oak), 1689 nucleotides. Its product is annotated as 26S proteasome regulatory subunit 4 homolog B-like. The record is from RefSeq and is a predicted model, not a curated record. Gene Ontology annotation, cellular component: proteasome regulatory particle, base subcomplex. Gene Ontology annotation, biological process: proteasome-mediated ubiquitin-dependent protein catabolic process. Lineage: Eukaryota; Viridiplantae; Streptophyta; Magnoliopsida; Fagales; Fagaceae. Gene Ontology annotation, molecular function: proteasome-activating activity; ATP binding; ATP hydrolysis activity. The coding region runs from base 136 to 1470 and encodes 444 amino acids. The transcript is spliced from 6 exons.